Molecule: messenger RNA, 1326 nt
Organism: Prunus persica (peach)
Lineage: Eukaryota; Viridiplantae; Streptophyta; Magnoliopsida; Rosales; Rosaceae
Product: protein P21
Exons: 1
Coding region: 297-1019 (240 amino acids)
Biological process (GO): defense response
Cellular component (GO): extracellular region
Source: RefSeq, a predicted model, not a curated record
AGACACAUUCAUGCUUGAUGUCUUAUUGGAUAGGGAUGAUUAGCAACUCCAUACAAAUGUAGCUAAACUUGUCUAAUUGAUUUAAUUUCGUAGAAUAAAAUUACACAUCAUUGAUUUAAUUUGCUUGCUUUUUUUUUUUUCUUCCUUGUGGAAAAAAGGGAAAGUGAAGAAGAAAUUUCUCUUUCCUUUCCAUGUGCAGUAGUGGACAUAGACUAGAAAAUAAAGAAAAUGACCUAAGAAAGGGAUGCCAUUUAAUUUCGUGAUACAGUUCUUCUUUGGUCUAUACAAUUAACCUCAUGAAUAUAGCAUCUUUACAAUUCAAUUCCAAAAUGAGCCUGCUGCUCAUCAGAAAAAACCUCUCAUCAGUUUUCCCCAUCCUAUUGAUCAUCAUCACCCUUUUCGUUGCAACCGUUCAUGCAACACGUUUCGAAGUCCGAAACCAAUGCCACUUCACCGUGUGGGCAGCCUCCAGACCCGGCGGUGGGAAGCAGCUUCUUCCAGGCCAAACUUGGUCCUUCGACGUGAACACGGGUACUUUCCCUGCCCAAAUUUGGGGACGGACUGGGUGCAGCUUCAACGAAGCUGGACGCGGCAAAUGUUUAACAGGUGAUUGUGGAGGUCACCUCAAAUGCCAAGAUUUUGGUCAACCGCCAUACACCAUGGCUGAAUAUCACCCCCAACAAUUUGACUUAGAUUUUUUGGAUAUUUCUCUGGUUGAUGGGUUUAAUCUUCCUAUGGAAUUUAGUCCCACGGGUGGUGGUGAUUGCAAGGGGAUUCGAUGCGCGGCUGAUAUAAACGGGGAGUGCCCUCUUGAUUUGAGGGCACCCGGUGGGUGCAACAACCCCUGCAAUGUCUUCAAUACUGAUCAAUAUUGUUGCAAUUCCACCAGAUGUGGCCCUACGAGCUACUCCAGGUUUUUUAAGGCUCGGUGCCCUGAGGCUUACACUUACCCUCUCGACAGUGACGCCACGUUUACAUGCCCUGCUGGCACUAACUAUAUGGUUCUCUUCUGCCCAUGAUUUAUUGAAUUAACGACAGGUCUUGAAUUUUUGAAGGCCGGAGCAGCGAAGUGUACUAAUUUUGUUUUUGUCUUUUCAGGAUAAUCCAUUGUCUUGUUAGUAUAUUUUUUGUUUUCAAGAACCCCUUGAUGUGGAUAUGUGCCUUACUAUCCGUGAGGCACACAUCCAUUAAUAAAAGUUCCACCCUAUUAUAGUUUUCAUAAUCCUAACUUUCACUUUAUAUCUUAUUAUUUGUGUUUUUUUAUGCAGUAAAUUUUAUAUUUAUUUCUGUUAAUGUAGAAUCUUUAUUUUCAAUGAAUAUAGCAUU